CUGGUCAUUCAUUUUGUGAUUUUAAACAUAUAUUGUUUAAAGAAAACGAUUCAUCCAGAAUCUAGUUUGUCUCUUGAUAUCAAUAAUACCACACCUCUUCGAAAAGGUCGAAUUGUCCUAAACAUUUCAUUGGCUACAUACAGGGAGGUGUAUACACAGUUUCUGAAAGAAAUGAUCAUCCAACCUGGCAUCGCCAAGGCCAACCUGGGCCUAUCCAGAGAAGACGUUACAAUGGAAGACCAUCCUCUAAAUCCGAAUCCAGAGAGCAGGUGGAAUACAUAUUUCAAAGAUAAUGAAAUUCUACUUCAAAUUGAUAAGGAUGUAAGGAGGCUGUAUCCAGACAUGGCCUUUUUUCAGCGUCCGACGGACUACCCAUGCCAACUCAUCUUAGACCCUCAGAAUGAUUAUGAGACAUUGCGUCGACGAGUGGAACAAACCACCCUGAAAGCACAAACGGUCAAUCGCAACCGCAGCGGAGUAACUAAUGUAAGU
Hippocampus comes (tiger tail seahorse) is the source of this 492-nucleotide messenger RNA. Its product is annotated as TBC1 domain family member 13-like. The transcript has 3 exons. The annotation marks the transcript as partial. Lineage: Eukaryota; Metazoa; Chordata; Actinopteri; Syngnathiformes; Syngnathidae. The record is from RefSeq and is a predicted model, not a curated record.